Abrus precatorius (Indian licorice) is the source of this 1279-nucleotide messenger RNA. RefSeq lists its product as uncharacterized. Gene Ontology annotation, molecular function: protein binding. Lineage: Eukaryota; Viridiplantae; Streptophyta; Magnoliopsida; Fabales; Fabaceae. Bases 5 to 1240 code for a protein of 411 amino acids. The transcript has a single exon. The record is from RefSeq and is a predicted model, not a curated record.
AACCAUGGUUUUACUUAAGCAAGCUCCACUUUCAACGUUGAUGAUCACCCUCUUUCUUUGCCUUCUCAUAGUAGAUGGCCAAAUCCUUGAAACUCCAUCACCAUCAUCCUCAUUAAUCCCUGACAUAUUAAACUUCAUAGACCGAAGACUCGCCCAAGUCUUCCCAAUUAUUCAAAACUUCAAAAACACAAUAACCUCAGACCCGUUUAGAAUAACAGCAACAUGGGUUGGUCCAGACAUAUGUAACUACACAGGCUUCUAUUGUGACAACCCACCAGACAACCUCACUGCCACCACCAUUGCUUCCAUUGAUUUCAAUGGAUUUCACCUCAGCGCACCUACCCUUGAUGGGUUCAUUGAGCAAUUCCCCGACUUGGCUCUUUUCCACGCUAACUCCAACAAUUUCUCGGGUACAAUUUCGCCAAAAAUAGCGCAACUCAAGCUUCUAUACGAACUUGAUUUAAGUAACAACUUGCUCUCUGGGGUAUUCCCAAUUUCGGUUCUAAACAUCCCCACCUUGUCCUUUUUGGACAUUCGGUACAACCUCUUCACCGGCACCGUGCCCCCACAAAUUUUCAUGCAAAAAUUAGAUGUACUUUUUCUUAACAACAACAAUUUCAUUUUGACACUCCCCAGCAUAUUAGGCAACACCCCGGUUUUUUAUCUCACGUUGGCGAACAACAAAUUCACUGGCCCCAUUCCUCGUAGCAUUGGAAAAGCCUCGUCCACGUUGAUCGAAGUAUUACUAUUGAACAACCUUUUAACGGGUUGUCUUCCAUACGAAAUUGGGUUCUUAGGAAAUGUCACAUUGUUCGAUGCUGGUGGCAAUCUCUUAACUGGGUCGAUACCAUUGUCGUUUGGGUGCUUAAAGAAAGUGGAGCAACUCAACCUGGCUAAUAAUUUUUUGUACGGGCAGGUUCCGGAAGUGGUCUGUGCAUUGGGGAAUUUGGCGAAUUUAUCGUUGUCGUAUAAUUAUUUUACGAAAGUGGGGCCUUUGUGCAAGAAGUUGAUUAAAAGUGGGGUUCUUGAUGUGAGGAAAAACUGUAUUUUUGGUCUUCCUGAUCAGAGAUCGGUGGGGGAGUGUGCAGCGUUCUUUUUGAUUCCAAGAUCUUGUUCGCAUCAUGUGUCGUUUAAUUUCAUGCCUUGUGAGAUUCCUCCUCUUUGUGAGAGACCCCGGGAGAGAAGUAAGAGGCAUUUGCUCUCAUAUUCUGCUCUUUCAAGAAAUAGAGCUGUUUUGUAACUUAGGAUUAGGUGCUCUCCAGGUGUAAACAUUGUUUAU